Messenger RNA from Papilio polytes (common Mormon), 2423 nucleotides. Its product is annotated as alcohol dehydrogenase [acceptor]-like. The coding region runs from base 185 to 1969 and encodes 594 amino acids. The record is from RefSeq and is a predicted model, not a curated record. NCBI's taxonomy places the organism in Eukaryota, Metazoa, Arthropoda, Insecta, Lepidoptera, Papilionidae. Gene Ontology annotation, molecular function: ecdysone oxidase activity; flavin adenine dinucleotide binding. The transcript has 3 exons.
CAAGUGAUAACAGAACUUGAUAAGAGGAUGAAAUGAAUUUUUACAAUAAUAUAACUUAACAUAAAAAUGUGACCAUUUUAUAUAAAUGUGCCUGUUCACUUCCUAAUGGCAUGUAUUAUAUUAUGACAGACUGUGCAAAUUAUUCAAUUAUAAAUAUAUUUUAACCUAUAACAUGUAAACAGAGAUGUGGAUUCCAUAUUAUUUACAAUUUCUUAUUUACUGUUUAGGAGUAAAUGUCUUUUUGUUUUUCAUCAGCAUUCUUUACUAUCACGAUGUGAUAUUGUCUAAUUUCAAUACCAAUUUGCAAGAAGAGUAUGAUUAUGUUAUUGUUGGUGCCGGGACAGCCGGUUCGCUAAUUGCUCAUAGAAUAGCAACGGAAACCAACUUAACAUUUGUGGUCCUAGAGGCAGGUGGACGGAGCUAUCCAUUACUUGAUAUACCUUUUCUUGGACCACUCCUACAUGGAUCAAUUUAUGAUUGGCAAUAUGAGACCACUCCUCAAGAAAAUGCUUGUUUUGCUAUGGUUGAUAAGAAAUGCAAAUUAACACAAGGUAAAAUUGUUGGGGGAUCAUCUAAGUUAAACAACAUGAUCCAUGUGCGCGGCAACAUGUCACAUUAUGUUAAAUGGUUCCACGGGAAAUACAAUGAAGAUUUUUUUAAGAAACAUCUAGAAUAUAUCGAAAAUAAUAUUUUUCAUCUUAAUGAAAUACAAUACCAAAGUGAAUUAGCAGAUGCUGUUUUAAAUGCUGUAAAAGAACUGGAAUUAAAAGAAAAUUAUCAAUAUUUCAGCAAAACCUUUCAAAAGAGUAAGGUCACACAGAAAGAUGGCAAAAGAUGGUCAAGUUCAGACAAUGUAGAUAACAGACAUAUAGUAACGAAUGCUUUAGUUGAAAAAAUUAUUUUAGUUAACGGUGUUGCUUCCGGAGUCAAUGUACACAUAUCUGAAAAAAAAUAUAAAAUAUAUGCAAGAAAAGGUGUUAUACUAUCCGCAGGAACUUUAAAUUCACCUAAUAUUCUUCAAUUAUCUGGUAUAGGACCUGCUGAAUUGCUCAAAUCUUUAGAAAUUCCGAUAAUACAAGAUUUGCCUGUAGGUCUAAAUCUACAAGAUCAUAUAGGUUCUGGAUUAGAUUUGAUACAAUUUAAUCGAACAUUGUCUAUUAAUGCGGCAAAUAUGUUGAACCCUUUAAAUUUGUAUUAUUAUUUACAAGGUAAAGGACCAUGGACAACACCUGGAUGUGAAGUUAUAGGUUUUUAUUCAACUAAUAAUUCAAAAAGCCCAGAUAUUCAAGUUAUGAUUCUACCCGUAGGUAUAAUUUCAGAUAGGGGUAGCCAUUUGAGAAAAUCUUUAAGUAUUACAGAUGAAAUAUGGCAAGAAUAUUUUACGAAAUCAUUCAAUAAACAUACUUCGACUUUUUUUACUACAAUUUUGCAUCCUAAAAGCAAAGGUACUGUAUAUAUUAAAAGUAAAAACCCUGCAAUAUCUCCAGUAAUUAACCCUAGAUACUUAAGUGAGAAAGAAGACAUUGAUGUUUUAAUUGCAGGAAUUAAAUCGAUAGUAAAAUUAAUUAAGACUGAUUCUAUAAGAAAUUUAGGGGCUCACUUAAAUACAGAUCAUUUUCCUGGAUGUGAACAAUAUCAAUUCUUUUCUGAUAGUUACCUGCAAUGUUAUGUAAGACAUUUAACUUUAACAAGUUAUCAUCCUGUAGGAACAUGCAGUAUGGGAUUGCCAGAAUCAAAAAAUACAGUUGUUGACACAUCAUUUAAAGUGUUAAAUGUCAAAAAUCUGUAUGUUGUCGAUGGUUCAGUGUUGCCAACAUUACCGAGUGGCAAUAUAAAUGCGGCCAUUGCUAUGAUGGCUAAUAUUUUCUUUGAAAUAAAUAUAAAAUCUUGUAAUAUAGACAGUUCCUUGCAGUGCCAUAAAUAUAGUGAAAUCAAUAACUAUAUAUUUAGAGUAUGUAGUGUUAUGUAGACUGCAAAUUUCAACUCGCAACAGUUCCCUUGCUUUUCCAAACAGUAUAAAGGGAAUUUCUCAAUAUAAGAACCUUGUGUAACUAAAUGAAAAAAUGGUUUUAAAAUAAAAUAAAAUAAAAUGCAAUUAGACAAUAGAUACUUUAUUUAUUGUAUUUAUUUAAGGUCACUUCUACACAUCAAUAUUGCGCACAGUAUACUUUGAGCUUUUUGAAAACAACACUUGUUACUUAGAUAAUACUAUUCUACAGAACAAAAACACAAAAAUUAUAGAUUUUAUGUGAUGCCAUAUUAAAUGUCUAUAUCUAUGUCUACGAAGAUUGUUUUUGUCUAUGACUGCAUCAAAAGAUUUAAGUGUUAUUUACAUUAGUGAUUUUUAUCUGUACUAAAAAUAUAUUUUUUAAAUUAAAGAGUGACAACACUGUAUUGCUAAUUCAGAUAAUCCUAUAAUUAUA